Messenger RNA from Geosmithia morbida, 1479 nucleotides. RefSeq names its product tubulin alpha. The transcript has 4 exons. Gene Ontology annotation, biological process: microtubule cytoskeleton organization; mitotic cell cycle. Lineage: Eukaryota; Fungi; Ascomycota; Sordariomycetes; Hypocreales; Bionectriaceae. Gene Ontology annotation, cellular component: cytoplasm; microtubule. The coding region runs from base 1 to 1479 and encodes 492 amino acids. Gene Ontology annotation, molecular function: structural constituent of cytoskeleton; GTP binding. The record is from RefSeq and is a predicted model, not a curated record.
AUGAAGGGCGAGAUUCUUCACCUCCACCUCGGCCAGGCUGGCACCCAGCUUGGUAACUCUGCCUGGGAGCUCUACCUGCUCGAACACGGCCUCGGUCCCGAUGGUCGUCCUGACCCCAACGCCAAGGAUAUUGGCGACCCCGGCUCCUUUGAGACCUUCUUCACCGAAACCAGCGGCGGGAAGCACGUCCCCCGUUCGCUCUUCAUCGAUCUCGACCCCUCCCCAAUCGAUGAGAUCCGCACUGGCGAAUACCGCUCCCUCUUCCACCCCGAGAUGCUGAUCAGCGGCAAGGAGGAUGCUGCCAACAACUAUGCCCGUGGUCACUACACCAUUGGCAAGGAGAUGGUUGACAGUGUCAUUGACCGCAUCCGUCGUGCUGCUGGUGAGUUCCCGUCCCUUACAACAUCUUGCUAUAUUACUAUAUAUAUCCCUCUUGUCCAUCUUAGCUACACGUUGCGGGCAAAACCACCCCCCGCUAACACACUUGGCAUCAUAGACAACUGCAACUCCCUCCAGGGGUUCCUGAUCUUCCACUCGUUCGGCGGCGGUACCGGUUCCGGUUUCGGUGCUCUCCUCCUCGAGCGCCUCUCCACUGAGUACGGCAAGAAGUGCAAGCUCGAGUUUUCCGUCUACCCGGCCCCCCGCGUCUCCACGGCUGUUGUCGAGCCUUACAACGCCGUUCUGUCUACCCACAGCACCAUUGAGAACUCGGACUGUACCUUCCUUGUCGACAACGAGGCCGUCUACGACAUCUGCCGCCGCAACCUCGACAUCCCCCGCCCCUCGUACCAGCACCUGAACCGCCUUAUCGCCCAGGUUGUCAGUUCCAUAACCUCGUCCCUGCGCUUCGACGGCGCCCUCAACGUCGACCUCAACGAGUUCCAGACCAACCUGGUUCCCUACCCCCGUAUCCACUACCCGCUUAUCAGCUACGCUCCUGUCAUCUCCGCUGCCAAGAGCCAGCACGAGAGCUUCAAGGUCCAGGAGCUCACCCUCCAGUCCUUUGAGCCCAACAACCAGAUGGUCGUCUGCGACCCCCGCAACGGAAAAUAUAUGGCCGUCGCCCUCCUGUACCGCGGUGACGUCGUCCCCCGCGACUGCAACGCCGCCAUUGCCGCCCUCAAGGCCAAGAGCUCCUUCAACCUGGUUGAGUGGUGCCCUACUGGUUUCAAGCUCGGCAUCAACUACCAGAAGCCCAUGGCCGUCCCCGUCCCCGCUGAGGACGGUGGUCUCGCCCCAGUCGAGCGCUCCGUCUCCAUGCUCUCCAACACGACCGCCAUCGCCGAAGCCUGGUCGCGUCUCGACCACAAGUUCGACCUCAUGCACAGCAAGCGUGCCUUUGUCCACUGGUACGUCGGCGAGGGUAUGGAGGAGGGUGAGUUCACCGAGGCCCGUGAGGACCUUGCCGCCCUCGAGAAGGACUACGAAGAGGUAGCCGCCGACAGCCUUGACGCCGAGGAGGAGGAGGCCGAGUACUAA